CCAAAACUAUCGGCGGCUCGGUCGCCAGCGGCCGGGCGAUAGUGGGGGAACAGAAGGUGUCGUCUCGAGAAUCGGCCCGAAAUAUGCAACUAAUUCCGAGCUCUGAGGUAAAGUAUAAAGAUGAUAUCGUUAUUUCUGGCAUCGCCGGUAGAUUUCCUAAAUCUGACAAUAUUAGCCAGCUUCAAGAAAAUCUAUUUAACAAAAUGGAUCUUGGAUCAGAUGAGGAACGACGAUGGAAUCAUGGUCAUCCAGAUCUACCUCAACGUAUGGGACUGAUUAAUAAUUGCGAGAAAUUUGAUGCAGAUUAUUUUGAAAUUCCCUUCAACAAAGUCCAUAUCAUGGAUCCUCAGAGUAAGAUGCUCAUGGAGCAUACGUAUGAAGCUAUCGUCGAUGCAGGAAUAAAUCCGAAAGAUUUAUCUGGAACAAAUACUGGAAUUUUUAUCGGAAUGUGCUUUUCGGAGGCGGAGAAGACUUGGUUUUAUGAAAAAGUACAGAUAGCUGGCGAUGCAGCUUUUGGAUGUUCCAAGUCUAUGUUCGCAAAUCGAAUGUCUCACUGGUUAAAUAUAACAGGACCAUCUCACAUAAUCGAUUCCGCCUGUAGCUCAAGUCUCUUCGCUUUAGAGUCCGCUUAUAGAAGUAUCCGGUCAGGGCAGUGUAACGCCGCCAUUGUCGGCGAUGUAAAUCUCUGCCUGAAUCCUUAUCUAGCUUUGGAGUUUGCGCGAAUUUUAGCACCUGACGGAUUCUGCAAACCUUUUACCAACGAUGCAAACGGUUACAUGUGUAGCGAGACAAUCGGAGUCGCUCUUUUACAAAAAGCAAAGGUGGCUAAGAGAAUUUAUGCAACCGUCAUCUACGCGAAAACUAAUUGUGAUGGAUACAAGGAACAAGGCAUUACUUUCCCGUCGAGCAAAAUGCAGCAAACUUUACUGGAAGAGUUUUACAAUGAAUGCGGUAUUUCACCGACUUGCUUAGGCUACAUGGAGGCUCACGGCACCGGCACUUAUGUUAACAAUCCAGAAGAAAUCAAUGCACUCGAGCAGUUUAAAUAA
Messenger RNA from Linepithema humile (Argentine ant), 1049 nucleotides. NCBI's taxonomy places the organism in Eukaryota, Metazoa, Arthropoda, Insecta, Hymenoptera, Formicidae. The record is from RefSeq and is a predicted model, not a curated record.